GCCGAGGCCCCGCCCCCUGCUCCUGAACACUGCAACCUACCUGAAACACAUCAGGUACACGGCGGACACUUCAGCUCUGCCACCUCUACACCGCUCCUCAGGAGUCUACGGCAACAUCAGAGCCGAGAUGGGGCGGAAAGAGAUCAUCUGCAGCUGGAAGAAAAACACCAGUAAUAUCAAGGAUGUGUUUGACUUCAAGGGGAAAAUGGGAUCGGGGUCUUUUUCAGAAGUUUUUAUGGUGAGAGAGAAGAAAACAGGAAAACUGUAUGCCCUGAAAUGUCUGAAGAAGAAAUACCUCGCUCGUAGCAACCUUGAAAAUGAAAUCAAUGUACUGAGAAGGAUACAGCACGAGAAUGUGGUGGGACUGGAGGAUUUCUAUGAGAGUCGAACGCACUAUUACCUCGUCAUGCAACUGGUGUCAGGUGGGGAGCUGUUUGAUCGCAUUUUAGUCAAGGGGGUUUACACUGAGAAGGACGCCAGCACAGUGAUCAAACAGGUGCUGCAGGCUGUCAGCUACCUGCACGAAAACAGCAUCGUACACAGGGAUCUUAAGCCUGAGAACCUGCUGUACUAUAAUACAGAUGAGAAUGCUAAGAUCAUGGUGAGUGACUUUGGUCUGUCUAAAACGUCGGAGCAUGGUUUGAUGUCCACAGCCUGUGGUACACCAGGAUAUGUUGCCCCUGAGGUUUUGGCCCAGAAACCCUACAGCAAAGCAGUGGACUGCUGGUCCAUUGGAGUUAUCACUUACAUCCUCCUCUGCGGCUACCCUCCAUUCUUUGAAGACAACGAGACUCGUCUGUUUUCAAAGAUCAUGAGGGCUGAGUACGCUUUUCAUUCACCUUUCUGGGAUGACAUCUCUGAGUCAGCCAAAGACUUCAUCAGGAAUAUGAUGGAGAAAAACCCCACAAAACGCUUCCUCACCGAGCAGGCACUCAGACACCCAUGGAUUGCUGAACACACAGCUAAAGACCUGGACAUUUAUCAGUCUGUCUGUGAACAGAUGGAGAGAAACUUUGCCAAAUCCAAAUGGAAGCAAGCCUUCAACGCAGCCUCAGUAAUCCACCACAUGAAGAAACUGCAGUCGUCCCAUACUGAGCCCUCCCCCUCACAACCCAGCACGUCCAACAUCAUAGUACCGUCCACCUCAGAGAAGGACCUGGAGGCGCAGGGACCCUGCCACGAUGAGGCUGAUGCCCUCAACCCAAACGGGAAUUCCAUUCACAAGGCCAAUCGUCUAUGCUGCAGUGAUGCUGAGUCGGGCGCAGGUCUUUGUUCACCACAGAGAGCCAGUGAGCAUGGAGAUGCCCUCACCGUUGAUCAAUCAAGAGAGGUCAAUAACUUCCCUUCAGAGAUUGAUGCUCCUUUCAGGCCAUCCAAGAGCCUGGACGCUGUGUCUCAGAGGAAGGACCAGUCGCUUACGUCUGGAGUGUGUUCUGUCAUGUGAUUGGCUGGCUAACCUGAGAUGAAUCUCAUGCAGGUGUCGAUACAUCUGCUGCUCAGCUUCUUCAUGCCUGCUGUGGUUCUCUGCUGCAGAACAUGUUCCAUCGACAAACACUAACAGUAUCUGCACUAUAAAAAACACUUUAACAUGCAAUGUCUAUAAUUAACACCAUAUUAAAAAAGACACAAGCAGGAAUUCAUCAUUUAGAAUUCAUACAAAUUGAGUUACACUGUUGGUAUUUAUUUUUCUGUAUAUAACUGUCAAUAUUUUACUAAAUACCAUUAAAAUGUAUUUGUUUUGAAUAGACUUAGCUGACAUAUGCAAGUGGAUUAUUGAUGUGAGUUCUAAUUUGAAUUCUAAUAAAUUUUUAUAAAGCUAAUAAGCUUUUGUAGACUCUGAAACUUCAGUCAUGUCAAUUGUAUCCUCUUGUAUGUCUUUUCUAAGAUAUGUAAUGUAUGUUCAC
This is a messenger RNA of Cottoperca gobio, 1904 nucleotides long. Its product is annotated as calcium/calmodulin-dependent protein kinase type 1D-like. Gene Ontology annotation, biological process: protein phosphorylation. Lineage: Eukaryota; Metazoa; Chordata; Actinopteri; Perciformes; Bovichtidae. The record is from RefSeq and is a predicted model, not a curated record. The transcript has 13 exons. Bases 128 to 1444 code for a protein of 438 amino acids. Gene Ontology annotation, molecular function: ATP binding; protein kinase activity.